This is a messenger RNA of Magnolia sinica, 1134 nucleotides long. RefSeq names its product ras-related protein RIC2. NCBI's taxonomy places the organism in Eukaryota, Viridiplantae, Streptophyta, Magnoliopsida, Magnoliales, Magnoliaceae. The transcript is spliced from 2 exons. The coding region runs from base 162 to 815 and encodes 217 amino acids. The record is from RefSeq and is a predicted model, not a curated record. Gene Ontology annotation, cellular component: endosome. Gene Ontology annotation, molecular function: GTPase activity; GTP binding.
CAAUUUUGGAAUCCAGCCAGGCCGACAGAAGUCUCGCAUUGUCGCAACACUAGAAAGAGAGAGAGAGAGCCUGCCUCCUGCAAAUCUCUCAAGAAAGAAGAAUAAAGCGGUUCUCUCUCCAUUGUUCUGUGGAUUUUUUUUUUUCCAGUGAGGAGAGAGAGAUGGCUGCUUACAGAGCUGAAGAUGAUUAUGACUACCUUUUCAAGGUAGUUCUGAUCGGAGACUCUGGCGUCGGGAAGUCGAAUUUGCUCUCGAGGUUUACUCGAAACGAGUUCAGCCUCGAGUCGAAGUCGACGAUCGGCGUCGAGUUCGCUACUCGGAGCCUGAACGUUGAUGGGAAGGUCAUCAAGGCCCAGAUUUGGGACACGGCGGGCCAAGAGAGGUACCGAGCCAUCACUAGUGCUUACUACCGAGGAGCUGUUGGUGCAUUACUUGUAUAUGAUGUCACCCGACAUGCUACUUUCGAGAAUGCUGAGAGGUGGCUCAGGGAGCUAAGAGAUCAUACGGAUCCAAACAUAGUUGUCAUGCUCAUCGGGAACAAAUCUGACCUGCGCCAUCUCGUGGCCGUUUCGACCGACGAUGGGAAAUCUUUCGCAGAGAGGGAGUCUCUCUUUUUCAUGGAGACCUCAGCCCUAGAAGCCACGAAUGUGGAGAAUGCAUUCGCCGAGGUUUUGACCCAGAUAUACCGAAUUGUGAGCAAGAAGGCUGUGGAGGCUGGCGAUGCUGGAGCAGCAGCUGUCCCGAGCAAAGGAGAGAAGAUAAACGUGAAAGAUGACGUUUCCGCACUGAAGAGAGUUGGGUGCUGCUCGAACUAGGCUAGGAUGGGAUUGGACAUUGUGUGGGCCACGUUUGGAUGUGUACGAGCUAACUGAAUUGCAAACAUUCAGUUAAAGAAGAGAGGAAAUAACUGAAUUGUAGCGACUUCUCCAAGCAGUCACACUUAGAUUGCUUUUCCGUUCCAACUUGAAAGCAAUGUAAUUGCAAUUCGGAGCCCAAUCCUCCAUCUUAGUGCCAAGUAACUGCAAUUUAGUAGUGUUCAUCUUGUUAAAUUAAAUAUUGCAAUUCAGUUUUAUAGUGCAUCCAAACGGGCCGCUAAGGAUGUGGCUGAGAUUUGCUGCAUCUGCUUCACGUACA